CAAUUCCCCGCCCACCCCCCGGUUCUGUGAUAUAAACAAACAUGGCGCUUUCAUUUUGCCAAAGUGAAAAACAUUGAAGAAUAGUUUCUCUGCAAUCAUGUGAGGUCCAGGAGCUUCGACACUUAAAGCAGAGGUAAGGUAAAAGAAUAUACCGCCUUAAGACUGUGUAGUUUUGUACUUCGAAUGGCUGAUAUUGUACUUUUUCUUAGGAAAAAAUUCAAAAAAUCUGCAUGUGUAUAAUUAACAAAUUACAUAAAUAACUCUUUAUAUUCAUUGAAUAUUAACUAGCUAAUAUGUCUUCUGUGGCUAAUUUUUCCUUCGUGCCUUCCCGCAUGUUUCAGGUGAAACCCUCUGGUUAUUACUUAAGUCAAUUCUAUUAAUUCAAUGUCGUUGGUUGGUCGGAAGGCAGGCGAGAAGUUUUGGGGUUUUUUAUGUUUAUACGCCUUUGGAAGGCUGUUGCCAUUAAAUUGGUUUAUAUCGUAAACAUCGGAAAUGGAAUAUAACAAGGACAGUCAUAAAACUAUCCUUAAAAAGCAAAAAUCGUUGCCUCUGACAAAGAGUAAGAAUGUACACUUCGCUGAUGUAUGUGGUCUUAGUCUUGUGUCGGUGCAUAAAAUCUCCAUGGACGAUCUAACUGUGCCCUCGAAUUCAGAUCUGAAAAACGAGAUUACGAAAGAGCUAAUCCUUGCAUUUGCACAGCCGAUUGCAUUGGGUAAUUUUGUAGAGCGUUUGAAAAGGCUUAGCGUCUCGUUGGAAAAUGUAUUGGUGUCAAAUUGUGCUAUAAUGGGCACGAUAAAAGUUCGAAACAUUGCCUAUGAAAAAAAUGUAUUCGUUCGAUGUACUUUUGAUAGCUGGAAAACCUUUGAAGAUAGUAACGGCAGUUACGUACCAUUGUCAUAUGAUGGUAACUACGAUCGUUUCUCGUUCGCGCUGACGGUACCAAGCACCAUCAAGCAUGGUGAUAAAGUCGAGUUUGCAAUAUGCUACAAAACGGUCUCACCUGACAAUGAACUCUGGGAUAACAAUGACGGCAAGAAUUAUGUUAUUGAAUGUAAAGAGAAAUGCAUGGCCAGGAAUCCUUCCUAUAGCUUGCUGUGGAACCAUGUUAUACCCAAUUAUAGAAGAUAACGGUUCUUCCAAGAUUAAUAAUGAGGCAAUUAGACCAAAUAAAAAAAUACUUGGUUACCGUCAUUGCCUGCCUGUCUAUUUUUGGCACCUCUGAAAUCUUUUUAUGUAAAUCUCUUUGUUGAAACAAGGUUCUUAUAUCAAAAUGGCAGCCUUCGCAACAUCAGUACAAAAAAUAUCACCGAUAUAGUGGAAAAACCACCCUCUUCCCCCCAAAAAAUACUAUUAAAAAAUUUAAAAAAUGAGUAAAAAUUUUUAAAAAAAGCCCUCCCAGCUCUGAAAAUUUGUGAAAGUGUGAUGCUAACCAAGUAUUUUUUUUAUUUGGUCUUACAUUAGAAAGUAUAGCUAGUAGAACAUCCAAAGGGGAUGUAAACUAUCGGAAAGAGCUGUGACCAAAAUAAUGCAGAUUAAAUAGCCAUUAUACUGGCAAUGAAAAUAUUUAGGGAAAACAUUGCAAGGCAAUUGGCAAAUAACAGGUUAACCAUAGACAGAUUUUGCUCUGGGGGUGUUGCAAAUUCAGGGGGGGGGGGGAGAUGAGCGUGGGGCAUGUAGUGCUGUCAAGCAAGUUACAGCAGAUAUCUGGGGGCACAGUUGCUAGUGGGGUAAGAGGGUGAUUUUUAUCUUAGUUCAAAAUCCUUGUUUCUAUCAUACUGCUGUCAUUUAACCCAACAAGCAUAUAAAUUUCUAGGGGGGUGCAAAUUGUUGUGUGGCAGGAAAACUGUCUAGGAAGGUGCAAUAUAUUUUGGGGGUGCACCCCCAGAAAAUAUGUCUGCGAGGUUAAUAAAUUUCUUGGUUGUAAAAUAGUCGGGAUACAAUACGUGUUAAAUAUUUUUUUACUGACAAUAUGAAUUUAUAUAAAUGUAUGUGCGUUUACAUUAAAUUGUGAGAUAUAGCUAAUUCUAAUAAAGCUACAUACAGUACUUAUACAGUUAACUUUCAAAGGUAUAUAACUUUAGAUAUUUAAUUUCAAUAAUUUAAUAUUGUUUAAUAAUUAGGAAUAUGUGCCAACAAUGCUUUACUAUUACCCAUUUUUCAUCGAUCAUUCACGAUUAAAUCCUUAGGCUCAGUUUCACGGACUGGACUACAGCAUGCUUCCCCUACCAGCGGGGUGCAUGCUGUAGGCUUGCUCCUUGUAGCCUGCCGAGGACAGGACUUGACUGAGCCUCAUUUUCUGAUUCAAUUAUUAUGAUCAACGAGCAGGGCGACAUAGCCAGAAGAAUUGAUUGACCGACAUAUAGUGCCAAUUUUUUUAUUGUUAAAAGCAUUGCCAAUAAAGGCAAUAUUCACAGGGAAAAAAUUUAACUUUCGAUUAAUGGGUUUUUGAAUGUAAAAAAUGAACUCUUAUCAUUAUUGGUUAUUAUAGAUUUCCCGUAUGGUAAAUUAGUAAAAACCAUGUUGUUUAAUAUUACCAUAUUAAUGGUACUUUAUUAGGAAAAUACCAUUAAUUAAUACCAAAUGGGAAAUCUAUAAUAACCAAUAAUGGUAAGGGUUUUUACAUUGAUAGUAUACAUGGUAAACCAUUACAAAACCCAUUAAUGGAAUUUAAAUUUUUUUCUUGGGAUUUAAUUUUUUUCUUGGAUUGUAUUUGUAAUUUGUUUAAGAACUUGUUAAUAAUUAUUAGAUAAACGGUGUUUGCCGUGUCGAACGUUGCAUUGUGGUCAACCAUCAAAUUGGCGUGAUGCCCCUCUUUCCACAACAGCAUUUCCACCCAACUUUGUUAUCCAUUUAUUUCAUUUUUUCUUUGUCCACUUCAAAUCAUCUGUCCUAGGUUCAUACCCAGUCAGUUUUGUAAUGCACCAUUCUAUUGUCGGCCAAAACCCAAUCACCUCGAGAGGAUAAUUUAACCAACCUGUAGUUAUACAGAAGUAAGUCUCGUGCGGCGCCACGUGAUGGAUACGGUGAUGAGUCCUCGGUAGAAUAAUCUUGUAGUCUUGUAAGAACAUCACCCAUCGAGGCAACCCAAAGUAUGUAUGUGACCAUUUGUGAAUCUGAUUAGUCAAUGCGACAAAGAUUGCUAAUGCAAAUAUAUACCAGUCCCAAGCACAACAGUCGCGCAGUGUGACUCUGUCGAAGGUUAAGUGCUUAUAAACUACAUAGGAUAACGUUGGUAAAGUUAUUAGACAGUUAUCUCCAUUAGUUUCAAUGAUAUCGUGUCGUGUAAGAGCAGUCGGGUCCACGUGGUGCUCACGAAAUGGCCUGAUAAAUGCCUG
Messenger RNA from Paramuricea clavata, 3335 nucleotides. The record is from the annotation of a GenBank genome assembly. Lineage: Eukaryota; Metazoa; Cnidaria; Anthozoa; Malacalcyonacea; Plexauridae.